AUGUGUGCCAGUGUCUCAUUCAGCGGAAGCAUAGUUCUUUUGGUCAGGAGCGCUCAGAAGCAUGCUCAUUGCGUAUCAUCUUCUCGAAGCUUGCUGUUUCCAGUUAAGGAAUUCUGUCGUAGAGCCAGGAACGGCCGUAGCGCUAUCGCUGUCACUAAAGCCACUAUUACAGGCGAGCCGUCUACGCAAAUGACCUUGAAGACAUUUCACUUCGCUGGUGUCGCCACCAUGAACGUCAUACUUGGAGUGCCACGAAUCAAGGAAAUAAUUAAUGCUGUAAAAGCUAUUAGCACUAUGGGCAUGUCAAUGAUGGUUAUUCGUUCACAGACUGGAUCGAAGUUGAGUAAGGCAAACACCGUCCAGAUAACGGAAGCACACGACUUAACAAAGGGUCGUCAUGAAAGGUUUGCUGAACAUGAAGCGCCGUGUGAUUCAUGCCGACGAGAACGUGGCGAUGGUUCAGCAUCAUUAGAAAAGGCAGCAGUUUCCGUGGUGUACUUCUCAGCCAGGAAUCUAUGGCCUUCUCACAAACUUUAA
This is a messenger RNA of Ostertagia ostertagi, 537 nucleotides long. The record is from the annotation of a GenBank genome assembly. Lineage: Eukaryota; Metazoa; Nematoda; Chromadorea; Rhabditida; Trichostrongylidae.